AUGGCCAUUCGGCUGGUCAUUUUCGAUGCGCUCCAUACGUUGCUGAAGCCACGUCGUCCUAUCUAUGUUCAGUACUCUCAGACUUUUGAGCCCUAUCUCGGUGUACUGGAACCUGAGGCACUCAAGAACUCCUUCAAGACAGCCCUGAAACAACUCCAGACAGAGAAGCCCGUCUAUCAGAGCGGCGCCCAGGAAUGGUGGGGCGAGGUCAUCCGCCGCACAGCUAUUGGUGCAGGAGCAGACCAGGAAGGAGUGAGUAUGCACGAGGCCUUACACGUCGGGGACGAGCUCGCCGCAGACUACUUCGGUGCGAAGCAGAGUGGGCUGUCAGCGCUGUUGCUUAGACGACCAGGACCUGAGGGCGAGGGCGAAAUGAAGGAGGCUAAUGAGGACCUACGUAGCAUAGAAGUCGUCUCCGAUCUCUUGCAUGUCGUGGACAGGGUUAAUAACGCCAACGAACGGGGCUAA
Molecule: messenger RNA, 468 nt
Organism: Postia placenta MAD-698-R-SB12
Lineage: Eukaryota; Fungi; Basidiomycota; Agaricomycetes; Polyporales; Adustoporiaceae
Exons: 4
Coding region: 1-468 (155 amino acids)
Source: RefSeq, a predicted model, not a curated record